Molecule: messenger RNA, 3169 nt
Organism: Pyricularia oryzae 70-15
Lineage: Eukaryota; Fungi; Ascomycota; Sordariomycetes; Magnaporthales; Pyriculariaceae
Exons: 2
Coding region: 174-2897 (907 amino acids)
Biological process (GO): clathrin-dependent endocytosis; clathrin coat disassembly
Cellular component (GO): cytoplasm; vesicle; intracellular membrane-bounded organelle
Molecular function (GO): clathrin binding
Source: RefSeq, a predicted model, not a curated record
UGUUACAAUGCUCCUUUGCAAGCAUGUGUCUACAGUACCUUACCUCAACUCCCUAACUACAUUGCCAAUCAAAGAUAACCGAGUUGAUAAACCGCCAGAACCUUGAAAAUUCUUUUGUGAUUUUGCUGUUGCAACGAUGUUAUGACUGUUUUCUAUAGAUCUUGAUCGACAUAAUGGAUGACCUCUCGGGAUUGAAUUGGUCCGCCCCGGCCAACAACACCUCCAACAAGAAGCCGCCCAUGAACCCAUCGAGUGCCUACUCCUAUCCAUCUCUGCGCCCAACACCGUCGCCUCAACCAUCCGGUCGCAACACGCCUCUAUCGUCUCAGGCCUCCGGUGCGGCGGGGUUCAAGCCACCGGCGGCAGCCCCCAAAGCUGCGCAGGAUAGCUUCAGCGGUCUGGUGAAUUUCGGAGCUGCCAAGAGUACGGCCAACUUGAGCUUGCGCGAACAGCAGGAACGCCUCGAGGCUGAAAGGCGCAAGAAAGAGGAGGAAAAGAGGAAACAGGCACAGACGAACUACGGCGAUGGGAGGUUCUUUGACACUCUAGGGUCCAGGUCAACGACACCCUCGUCGCAACCGGCGUUUGGGGGCCUGAACAAUGGCAAGCCAGCAGCCGAUUCCGAAGAUGACCUUUUUGCCGCAUUCAAGUCUACCACGCACGUCGACAACGCAAGUCACUUUCCCCCACCGGUCCCGAGGGGACAGACAUCGCUUUCGAGAGGCUCUACGCCGGCAAAUGCACCGGGUCUAAACUUAGGCAGCCCGAGUGCUUGGGAGCAGCCCACCGCCUCGAAGAACACAUUUGAUGAUGACGAUGACCCUUUUGGCCUUAGCGAGCUGAAACCGAAAUCUCAGCCUGCACCAACCGUUGGGGCUGACGACGACGAUCUGCUCGGUGACCUGGGCAAACCUAUCGAAGAGGUGCGGAGAGAGCAGGAGGCCAAGGCCAGGGCGAAAGCCAAGGCAAAAGCGCCAGAACCAGAGCCUGGCAAGCCUAUUGAGGAUUCUGAAUCAGACUCCCCGGGUGAAGAUGGCCCUGUCAGGAAAACAGGCAGCGACCCUUUUGAUAAGGCCGUUGCGCAAAUUGUUGACUAUGGUUUCGCCCCUGAAGAUGCAAGGAGGGCGCUUACGGAAAGCGGGGCAGGCUUGAACGUACAAGCGGCUGUAAACUUCCUUUUGGACGAUGCGCACAAAAAGUCAAAAGAGAAAGCGAGGCAGAAGCAGUCUCAAGCAGGACGCCUUAGGGAAGACGACGAUCGAGCUUCAUCUUCUGGGCGAUCUAGGAACGCCAGUCCGGCUUGGGCGCAGGAUGAGGGGCUGAGCCGCCGGGACAACCGGUCGCCGGGACAAGGAGAAGUAGACUUCGCGAAGCAGGCGACUGCGCUUGGUAACAGCUUCAUGAAAUCUGCAAAUUCGCUUUGGAAAACCGGCCAAAAGAAGAUGCAAAAGGCGGUGGCAGAUUUUCAACAACAGGAUGCAGGUGACCCAAGCCAGCCUAAAUGGAUGAGGUCUGCGCAACAGGACAUGCACGGGGCGCCAGCAGAACGAAAGCGCACUGAAGCUGGGACCGACGAAGCGAUGAUGCUUGAAUCUGGUGGUCGACCACCUCGGCGGGACGCAGCCAGCAGUGGCUCUUCUCGGAACCAGUCACCAGCGGUGCGGCCAUCGGCUGGCUCUAGGACAGCAUCAGGGGCCAAUUGGCAGCAGGUAUCACAGCCAUCUCUUAUGGACCCACGAUCGAGAAUCAACAAGCAGGAGAUCGAGGAGCAGAGUGCUCAGGCGUAUAUCAGUCCCGCUAGGCGGAAGAAGGUAAUACCUCAGCCCCAGCCAGAGUCAAGACCUCCGCCGGAGCCAGAAGCGGACUUGCUCUUUGAGUCGAAUCAACCGAGUAGACCUCAAGCGCCCCCUACACAAAGGGCCGCUCCCACUGUUGCGAAAGUGCAAAACAAUCCGCCUCCGCCUAGGCCACGGCCAGCACAGCCAGCCCGCCAGAUCCCACCGCUUUCGGACUCUGCUCUACAGGCAUCCACCAAGCAUCGCCUCGAAGGAACUGCGCACUUCAAGCGAGGAGAUUUUGCAUCGGCUCACGCCUCAUACGGCAGCUCUCUAUCAGCACUUCCCCAGUCGCAUCCUCUCGCCAUCUUGCUGCUUUGCAACCAUGCAUUGACAGCCCUCAAGACCGGAGAGCCCCGCCAGGCUGUCGACGAUGCCGAUACCGCACUCAAGCUCAUUGGGCCUGGCAAAGGCGAAGGCGAGACCGUCUCGCUUGGCGGACCCGAGAACGAAACUCGUGAAAUGAAGGACCUUUACGGCAAAGCACUGACACGCAAGGCUGAGGCACUUGAGCAGAUGGAGAAAUGGAGCGACGCAAGUGUCGUCUGGCAGACGUGCGUCGAGUCUGGUGUUGGUGGUCCCACGGCCACGGCAGGUCGACAGCGCUGCCAGAAGGCUCUGGCGCCCAAGCCGAAGCCCAAAGCAGCCCCUCCUCGGCCCAAGCCGAAGCCGGCUGCGGCGUCCAACAAGAGCUCGGAAGCAGUUGUGCGGCUGCGGGAAGCCAACGCUGCUGCUGCACAGGCAGACGAGGAGAAGUUUGCACUCGUUGACAAGGUCGACGCGCGUAUCGCAGCUUGGCGCGACGGCAAACGAGAUAACCUACGGGCUUUACUGGGGAGCUUGGACCAGGUCCUCUGGGAGGGCAGCGGGUGGAAGAAGGUUGGACUUCAUGAGCUGGUCGUGGCCAACAAGGUCAAGAUUAUAUACAUGAAGGCCAUUGCCAAGUGCCACCCUGACAAGAUUGCCCAAGACGCAAGCACUGAAGUCAGGAUGAUUGCUGGAACAGUUUUCGCUACUCUGAAUGAGAGUUGGGACAAGUUCAAGGCCGAGAAUGGGUUGUAGAUAAUGGGGUUUUCACGCCAGAUAUCGUGCAACUCCACGAGGAAUGAAGACAUUAAAACUGGAAUUUGUUCACUUGCAAAGACAAGCUGCGGUGAAGAAACGGAUGUUUGUUACUGCCGCCCUAAUAGACACAGUCUAGGUUUUGAUUUUCAACUUUGAUGAUCUCAUGCAACAGACUCUACGCGUACUCGAUAGCUGUGGAGUACUAUUGCACUGACGGCUAGUUAUGAAUAGACUUUUAGACUCCGGUAAAAUCCUUUCAUGCAAGCUCC